AGUGUUUCAGUUUAAACCAAAUCGCACACCAUAAAAACCAGUGUCUGCAUUCGGUAUUUUUAGAUUUUUCAUAAACUGCAUUAUAAGGCUUUUUCAAACAACAUGACCAACACAUUAGAGCCCAAAUAGGGUCAUAAUAUUGUAUUUGUUUAACACCAGUUAUUAAAUAUAUAUAUAUUUUUGUGCUUGUGUUAACAGUUAGUGAUUGGACAUUGCUGUUCCUUGUGAAAGAUCUUGUUUUGCCACAUACUCAGACCUGUAAUACACUGAUCCACAAACAGUCAAAUCAAAUCAAAACAGUACAUGGAAGACCAAAAUUGUCUCAUUGAUGUGGGCCCUACAAGGGAAGAAGUGACAGGUGAGGGUUUCCCAGUCGCUCCUCCUCCCAUCUACACCUGCACCCUGACUCCUGAGCUGGUGGCCAAGGCACGUGAGCAGCUCCAGGAGAAGCCAGAAUGGAGGCCCCGGGAUGUCCAGGCAUUAAGAGAUAUGAUACUAAAAGACCACCCUAAUCUGAGAACGCGCUUGGAUGAUGCAUUUCUCCUGCGCUUCCUCAGGGCCAGAAAGUUUGAUUAUGACCGAGCCCUUCAGCUUCUUCUGAAUUAUCAUGCCAGCAGGAAAGCCUGGCCUGAGGUGUUUCAGGAUCUGAAGCCCUCCGCAGUGAAGCAUGUGCUGGACCUGGGCUUUCUCACUGUCCUGCCCAGACCAGAUCCACACGGACGGUACAUACUGUGUUUACGUCCAGGUAAAUGGAGGCCUAAUGACUAUCCAUUUGUCGACAACAUUCGGGCCAUUUAUUUGACUUUAGAGAAGCUGAUUCAGCCCGAGGAAACCCAAGUGAAUGGAAUUGUUAUCCUGGUGGAUUAUGCAGGGGUUGGUCUCUCUCAAGCCUCUAAUCCAGGUCCUCUCCUAGCAAAGAAAGUUGUUAGCAUUCUUCAGGAUGGAUUCCCAAUAAGAAUAAAAGCAGUAAACAUUAUAAAUGAGCCACGUAUCUUCAAGGGUAUUUUUGCGAUAAUCAAGCCCUUUCUUAAAGAGAAAAUGGCGGAGAGGUUUGUUUUACAUGGCUCAGACUUGGCUUCUCUCCAUCGGGUCAUCCCUCCAUCUGUGUUGCCUGAAGAGUAUGGAGGAGUGUCUGGUAGACUUGACAUGUCAGCCUGGUCCAGAACGCUGCUGGAGGCUGAGGAAGAGUUUGUGGUGGAGUUUUGUCAGCCUGAUCCUCUGGAGGGAGUAAUUCUUCCAGACUCCAUGCUGUUUGAGGGAGAGCAAGCAGGAGCUCAUGGAGAGGAUUCUUUCAGACAUCUACGUUCUCAGCUUUACUAUUGUUACUGACCUCUGGUGACCUUGUCCCUGGUUCUUUUGAAGGUCAAGAUACAUACACUGUUUGCACAGUUCUGUCAAGCAACGAGGUAUCCGUAUCUGGUCAUCUGUAUUUUAAAAACUUGAUUCUGGAGCAUUUUUCAGAUCACUCCUAAUCUUUCUUUUCAGAGGGAAAUCCUGGGAUUUUAAUAUUUAGUGAUCAGUAUUUAUUUUCUUGUAUUUACUUUGUGUUAAAUAUCAUCAAUUUAUAAUUUUUUGAAAUGUGCUUUAAUUUGCAUUUUGUGUCAAACACGAAUAAAAUCUACAUUUUUCUGUAGAUUGGACAUUGGAGAUAGUGGGUCAUGUCACUGAAAUCCAAAGCAAUAACAAUGUGCAUACUUAAAUAUAAAUGCAUUAUAUAACUCACAUAUGGUGUAAUAUAGUUAUACAACUAUAUUGUUAUUCUAUGCUAUAGAUUGGUCUACAAAAAAACGAUAUUUAUGAUUGUUUCUUUUUUAUUUGUGGAUAGCACAGCUCUAAAGCUGUUAUAUGCCUUACACUGUUAACAAAAACUGCAUUACUGAAUUUAUUAUUGGAGACAGCUGUGUUUUUUAAGUUGAGGCUAGUCAGAAAGUUGUGCUUAUAGAAUGUUUUGAGAUGAUGUGGAUUAGCUAAAUGUAUAUAUUUUAAGUAUGUAUUCUGAGUUAUGUCAUAGCCACAUAACAUCUUAAAGGAGUGGCCAAUGUAAAGUUCUCAGUGUGUGUUUCCAUGUUGUUGUUUGCCAAAAUACUUCAUAGAACCACAUUUAAUAUUGUACAAGUGUUGAAUAGAUAAUUGUGUGGUGUUUCAAAGACUGGGAUAUCGUUUUAUCGGUCCUGCUGAGCACAUUUUAUACCUGAUUUUAAAGCCUUACGUUUAGUUUCAGUAUUGUAGUCAUGUAUUAUUGCAAACACUUUAUUUUGUCUGAUUGUAGUAGUUGUUAACUCAAUAAACACGAUUAUUUUC
Molecule: messenger RNA, 2301 nt
Organism: Triplophysa rosa
Lineage: Eukaryota; Metazoa; Chordata; Actinopteri; Cypriniformes; Nemacheilidae
Gene: ttpal
Product: tocopherol (alpha) transfer protein-like
Exons: 5
Coding region: 304-1329 (341 amino acids)
Cellular component (GO): membrane
Molecular function (GO): phosphatidylinositol bisphosphate binding
Source: RefSeq, a predicted model, not a curated record